AUGAACCAUCAAGUCCAGGGUCUUGUCCUUGUCAACAACGAGUGGGUUUCGAGACCAAUGGAUAUUUACCAGAUCAUGGCACGAGCCCAGCAAGAUGACACUGAAAUGCGGGAGCCUGAUUGCAAGCCGGCAAGCCGUGUUCCCGAGUUCGGGAUCCUCUCAAGAACACUGCUUGCGAGCCCUCUCUUCAAGUCCAUCCUACCCGCCAACAUUCGGCACAAAUACUCAAAUGACAUUGUCCUUGUGGGUGAGGACUCGGUGCAUCUCAAGGAGAUCCGUGACUAUGGUCAUCUCCGCCAUGUUGCCACCAAAUCAGACUUCAAGGGUCGCAUCCUGGCCGCGAGGGUAUUUGGUGACCCUCGCCAGGUUCGCAGUAACAAGAGCGUCGGCAGUCCAUUGCCCAAAAAGCAGAUUCCAUACAGAGCCAGAAGAUCUACAACCAGCGACGAAGAAUACGAGCUUCCUCCCGAGGUCAUUGUACUAACUCUGACAUCGAGGACACUGAUGUUUCUGUGGGCUCAGAGUAACCCAACAGGCACUGUUACCUUCAGUCGUAAAACUGUCAAGCUCCCCGCUGGAGCUACGCGCUUUGACCGCUUGGGUACUUUCCUCGCUGUAGAUCCCAAACGUCGAGCAAUAGCAGUGGCUGCCCAAGAAGGUCGUUUCAUGUUGUACAAGACAAAAUCUAUGGAGACAUGGCGGAAGGAGGUACGAGAAGGCUUUGAUACAAUACCCAUCGUGGACGAGCGCAUCAUAUCCAUCCAGGGACAUAUCAUGCACAUGGAAUUCUUGUCAUCUGGCAAUGGACAAGACGACUUCCAUGUAGUUCUUCUGUUCAUUGUUGUACAUCAAGGAAAGACAAAAAUCACCUGUUUUGACUGGGAUUGCAGAUACGAUCUGAGCAGAGCAGCCGCUCGGGCAGAACGAGUUUUGGUGGAUUUUGAGGACCAAAACCCUUCUUUACUCAUUCCACUCAGCCGUAGUCCCGACUUCUUACUCAUUUUUGAUACGCACAUUGCCGUCUACAAAGACGUGCUAUCUGGCGUCCCUCGGCGUACGGUAGCGCCUAUCCCAGCUCACAUACUCCCACCCAUCCGACCUGGGGAUAGCAAAUGUAGGCCACGAUGGGUACAGUGGGAUAGAGCACCUCGCAAUCCAGAGUUUCCAAAAGAAGUCUUCUACAUCGCACGGGAAGACGGACGUAUCAUGUAUGCGGAGCGAGGCCCAGCCGGAUCUGUGGACGUCAACGAUGCAGGCGAUUGGCCAUAUCGUAUUGAUAUUGCAUUUGCAUGUCUCAGCGUGGACAACUCUGAAUUCUCCCAAUCCUAUCCUGACGUUCUAAUCGCAGGAGGGGCUGGAAGUGAUGGACUUAUGUGCAAACUCGGAGCAUGGCCAACAGAAUACUCGUAUGGCUCCCAAUACCCAGGGACAAAUCAGUUCGACUAUAUUCAGUCGAUACCGAGUUGGGCACCAUUCACCGAUCUCUGCGUCACUAGACUCCCUGGUCUACGAGCUCCCGAUGAACGAGAACGUUCUGCUAUUUUCGUUACCCAUGGAAAUACUCCUCAUGGAGAACUCUCCGAGCUAAGGCAUGGUCUCCAAGCUCUUGUGGAUGAUUGCUUUGGUGGAAUGAAUGGCUGUACUGGCCUACGCAUAGUUGAUUAUGGCAGCCAAAAGGUCCAGGCAGAAGGCAGAGGUGUGAGACAGCACUACGUAUGCUUUGCCAUCACACUUCCACUGGAAACGCUGUUGAUCCGUCUCGUUCGCACUCAACCGGAGAGUCGUGGCGACUUCUCCGGAGCAUGGGAAGGCGGCAUCUGGGAUAAGUUUCAGAUACCUUCUGGCGAUGAACCAAUCGAAGACGGUUUUAUGCGAGACGAGGAGACCAUCUCUGCAUGUCCCUGGUCUGAUCAACACGCUAUUCAAAUCACGCGAAAGGAGAUCAGGACACUUCGGCGGCCACUUUUGCGCCAGACGGACUCGAUUUGUGUUGAAACCCCUCUACUCAUAGCCGCUUCUAAACCAGGGUUUCCUUUCGUCGCAAUCGCGUUCCGGGAAAGCAGUAAUACGUACCUGGAAAUCAUACAGAUCGCACAUGAUGGAACUUUUAACAGAGUGUCGCGGGGGGAGUUUCGUCACCGGCUGCCUUCCGAUCCUACAUGUAUAGAACUCCUUGAUGUAGAAGGCACUCCAUACGUGUUUGUCAGCACUUUCGAUUCAGGAAUCUAUUUAUUGCAGAUAGGGCAAUCAGGCACUACUUCUUUAGUACUGGAAGAAUCUUUGAAAGACGUCGCGAUCGAUGAGCCUCACAAGUUAUGUGAGAGUGCUGUGCUCCUGAGUUCGAGGCAACAGCAAGUUUUGGUUUGUGCUACACGCGAUGGUUGUCUUUUGAGUGCCGCUCUCACCAAAACGGACAACAACUUUUCACGUCUGUCUUGGAACCUCGUCAAGAUGGGCACCACGCCGGCUAGGACAAUGCCCAGUUACACUGACGCCUCUGCUGCCUUCGUAGCAUGUGGGGCGGACUUUUGCCGAGUGCGCUGCUCCCUGAGCGAUGUGUCCGUACUAGAUGUCGACUCCAUAUGGUUUUCUGGCCGCAUCAAUCAAGAAAAUUUGCAGUCUGCGGUUACGGCAAUGUGUCAACUUCCCUUCAUCAGAAACUUGGAUGCUCUGGGUAGGAAUCUGGGAGGAUUCCUUUUUGCAGUUGCCGGAGAUCAACUCCUCUUCUCCCAGCUUGAAUCCGAUGUCAGGUGGGGAACUGACGAUGUUCCAAUGCCGCCCCAGGCUGACUCCAAGGCUAUUCCAAGAAAGGUUCUCAUGAGAGCCAAGCCCACAAAUGUCAUACACAUGCAAAGCAAGCCCAGAAUGGUAAUCUCGACGAUGGAAGCGAAAGAGGAACGGGCUCCACCAGACGGCUACAGAGUACUCCAUUCAACUCUCAAGCUACUCCAGGUGUGUGAUGACAAGCCUCUCGAAGACCCUGAAAUCAAGCAAGAAGACACGGACGAACCUACGGACCGACUGGUUGUGGCUCAAUAUCGUCUGAAGCAUGCCGAGAGGGUGUACUCCAUUGUCGAGUGGCCGUUCAAGAACAACCAGGGUAAACCAUACACCUUCAUCAUCGUGGGCACCGGAAUCACUGUGGGUACAGGGAAAGAAACCGGUAGAAGAUUGAUCUUCAAUGUAGGCAGUCGCGGGUCUAAGCUGCAGCUCAAAAAAGAAUCGACCUAUGAGCAUCCAGUGUACUGUGUCACCAUGUUCGAUAACAGAGCUACCGUUAGUGUCAUCGGCAAGACAUUGUCGUUCGACGAGUUCGACGCCGAAACUGGGAGAUGGCUCAAACGUGGAACGAAAGAACUUCCGUCACCUGGGAUACACAUCACUAUAUCUCCUUCCUUUGUCUAUGUCUCCACGCUCCAGCACUCACACUUGUGCUAUUCGGUCACGAACAGGGACAGUGAAGGCAACGUCGUCUUCGAGCAAGUCUUCACUGACAGUCGUGAACGCUGGUGUGCGCAUCAUCUCGUAAUUAAUGUGGAUAAUCAAGAGGAUGAGAGUGGACGGGAUACGGUUGUAUUGCUUACCGACAGAAAAAGCGCCUCAAUUUCUGGUCUCCAUCAUCCUCCCGACCGAACAUACAAAAACGCCGCAGAUACCGUCUUUGAAGCUUGCCUCCCACGGACAGUAGUUCGACUACAACGCGGCAACGUUCGCCCACCAUGGCGUCGGCCUUGCAAUCUCGGCACGUCUACCCACAUCAGCGGUAUCCUCGCGGACGACAUCAUUGGUGCCUGCUCCGACGGGACAAUCUACACUUUCUCUAUACUCUCCAAGUCCGCUUGUCAUAUCCUUCGGUUUGUGCAAAACCUUAUAGAAACGAAACAAACCCGCGAUCCCGCCAGUCAAUUCACUGUCGUCAAACCUCGCAGUGGCGAUAUUUUCGACGUCCUUAUGAAUGGUGCUGAUGGGCCACAAGACGGGAAGAUCAGGGCAAGGGAUGUCGAUCCACAGUAUCAGGAAAGAGGGCUUGCUGCACCGAGAAGCAGGCACAUUGAUGGGGAUCUCCUAGUCAGGUUUAUGGCUGAAGGGGGCGACCUGCAAACCUUGCUGUAUCAUGAUACAGAGAAGGAUAUUGAGAGUUUGUUUGGAGAUCUCGCAGGAGCGGUGAAGAAGGAGUGGCGGUUUGAGGAGAGGGAGCAGGUAGUGGAGGGUGUGAGACGGUGGUUGGGGGAGGUACUGAUGCCUGUUCUUUGA
This is a messenger RNA of Dothidotthia symphoricarpi CBS 119687, 4254 nucleotides long. RefSeq lists its product as uncharacterized. The record is from RefSeq and is a predicted model, not a curated record. Gene Ontology annotation, biological process: mRNA splicing, via spliceosome. Bases 1 to 4254 code for a protein of 1417 amino acids. Gene Ontology annotation, molecular function: U2 snRNA binding; protein binding. Gene Ontology annotation, cellular component: nucleus; U2 snRNP. The transcript is spliced from 4 exons. NCBI's taxonomy places the organism in Eukaryota, Fungi, Ascomycota, Dothideomycetes, Pleosporales, Dothidotthiaceae.